AUUGUUAUGGAAUGCAGACGAAGUGAGGUUGCAAAUUGUGAAGGGUCUUUCAAAAUAAAGAAGCUUUGGUGACAAAUGUGGCAUCACUGUAAUGGAGGACUUUGCAGUAUUAUGUUCCUUUUGAAUUUUAUGAGAACUCUCUUUUUUUUAUAUCAUGUCCCCCCGGUGUCUUGUAGAAAUACCGGGUAGUAAGGUUCGUCUACGUUGCACCAUUGUUCGGACUUUUCUCGGACUUCGUUUGUUGGGAUGCUCUGUGUUGCACCGUUCUUUUCUCUAAAUCCUAUUGUCUUUUUCUUUGUGUUUGAAUUGAAUUGUUAAACAUGGAACUGCGUCGUAUCUCAUCUGUUUUAUCUUAUUAUACUCCGUAGUUGAAACUCUAUGACUUUAGUUUUCGCCGUUCCCAAACGACGCCUUCCGAUUUCCAAGACAGUAUUUUUAAUUUUCUCUCCCUCUCUCGUCAUCUUAGGGUUUCCUCCUCUGGCAGAUUCGCUUGAUCGGAAAUGGCUGAUUCUCCACGCAGAAGGUAAAUCUGUAAUUUUUUUUCUAUUCGUUUUUCUUGAGGCUACAUGUAUGGAUUGCAAUAACUACUUGUGGCGAUGGUAUUGAAAUUUCUACCUAGGGUUUUGUUUUCGCUGUUGGAUCGUCCUUUGUAAUUGAAGAGUUUAAAUAAAUGUUAUGACACGAGGAUUGCACAUUUGAGUUUUUUCUAGACUGAUUACGAAGAUUUUCAUGUUCAUGGAUUUUAACGCGUCUUUGUGAUAGGAUUGUUGUGAGAUUUUACAAGUCAUGUGGGGAUUGUUUAUCAACUUUGAGUAAUAAUUAUCAUUUAGCCUGAGUUAGGUAUCUUCAAUAAAUUAUUUUUCUUUUAUUGGUAAGUAGAAGAUUGAAUUAACAAAAUAUGCAGCUCAGAUGCUCUUUUGAGAUGUUAUCGUGUUCUUUGAUUUACUUGAAUUGUUCAUAUUGUUUACAAUAAAUGGCUUGUAUUGACAGUAUUGAUUACUCCGUUGUGAGAUCUUUCUCUGGCAGGUAUUCACGAUCUCCUUCUCCAAUAGGAGAUACGUCUCGCUCUAUAUCAAGAUCAAGGUCUCGCUCUAGAUCAUGGUCAAGGAAACGGGGGCGCUCUAGAAGUCGUGACAGGACUGUCCCUUCUAAUCCAGGGGACACCCUCUAUGUGACUGGUUUGUCUUCUAGAGUUACAGAAAAGGACCUUCAAGAACAUUUCUCCCAGGAGGGAAAGGUAAAAUCAGUAUUUUUAGUAGUGGAGCCACGAUCUCGUAUCUCCCGUGGUUUUGCUUUUGUGACAAUGGAAAGUGCUGAUGAUGCAAGUCAAUGUGUCAAACAUCUCAAUCAGUCAGUUCUUGAAGGCCGAUACGUAACUGUGGAGAAGUCCAGAAGGAAACGUCCAAGGACCCCGACACCUGGACACUAUCUUGGACUCAAGAGUACCAGGGGCGAGAGUUAUCGUGGUGGUGACCGUAGAUGGAACCGUGGCUACAGUGACUAUGGCUAUCGAAGGUCACCGCCAAGACGUUCACCACCAUACCGUGGUAGCAGGGAUUAUUCUCCCAGGCAGUUUUCACCACCACCAUAUCGAGGUGGAAGGGAUUAUUCCCCUAGGCGUUCACCAUAUGAGACAAGGUCAAGAAGGGACCGGUCCAGGUCAUAUUCUCCUUAUCAACGUCACAGUCCCGAAAGGAGCUACGCUCGUGGUGGUGGCAGAUAAGACCUCUCUCCCCAUUGGUAUGCUCUCUUUGUCUGUUUGUGUGCGUGUUGUGAAAUCGGAAGGACUUUCCCUAGCUGAGGUAGUAGAUGCUUAAUAUGUUACUCAAUUCGCGUGUGAUUUUAUUAAAUGUCAACCACUUGUACCCCGUAAAAUUGUGGAUUAUGUAGGGAGGGGAGUACCAAUAUCCACCUAGAAUUUAUGAUGACUUGUUUCUUUUGAUUGAGGGGAGUUUAGUCCCCAAACUUAAACUUGGGUUGAUGAAUGGUUUAUAUCUCUUGUGUUGUGUCAUAAUGCUCCUUCCAAUUCUUUUUUUCUUAUUUUUGAUAUGUACGGGAGCCACAUCUUGU
This is a messenger RNA of Cuscuta campestris, 2070 nucleotides long. The record is from the annotation of a GenBank genome assembly. Lineage: Eukaryota; Viridiplantae; Streptophyta; Magnoliopsida; Solanales; Convolvulaceae.